Molecule: messenger RNA, 1753 nt
Organism: Cicer arietinum (chickpea)
Lineage: Eukaryota; Viridiplantae; Streptophyta; Magnoliopsida; Fabales; Fabaceae
Product: pseudouridine-5'-phosphate glycosidase
Cellular component (GO): cytoplasm
Molecular function (GO): pseudouridylate synthase activity; hydrolase activity, acting on glycosyl bonds
Source: RefSeq, a predicted model, not a curated record
CAGUUUGGUAUGGUCGUUUUCUUAUAUUAAUAUCGUCACACCAAUAUCCACCAUUUUAAAAAAGUUUGUCAUGGUCAUCUUUCUCCAUCAACACACAAACCCACCACCGAGAAUUGUGUUUGAGAUGGCACAACACAAUAUAAUCUGAUGAAAAAUUUAGAGACAAGGGUACAAUGGGUAUAACAUAAAAAGUAGGUUUCUCUCCUCAACAAAAAACUAGGUCACAGGUCAUACCUGUGUUUGGCCGCCGUGUGCACCAACGCACGUCUCAGCAGGUGGUUAUGACGUCUUCAGCAGCCUUGCGGCUAAGCAAUCUUCGACGACACUUGGAUUUGGGUGAUACAGUGAGAGUGAAUGGUUUUGAAGCGUCAAUCACAGUGAAGGUAGGUUCAGAGGUUUCUGAAGCGUUAUCACUAGGGCGUCCUGUUGUUGCUCUGGAAUCUACCAUCAUUUCACAUGGGAUGCCGUAUCCUCAAAAUUUAGAAACUGCAAAAGAGGUUGAAGGUAUUGUGAGAGACAACGGUGCAGUUCCUGCAACUAUUGCAAUUUUAAAUGGCAUCCCUUGCAUAGGUCUAAGUGUGGAAGAACUUGAAAGGUUAGCUACUCUGGGAACAAAAGCUCAGAAAACAGCUCGAAGGGAUAUUGCAUAUGUUGUGGCAAGAGGUGGAAAUGGUGCUACUACUGUUUCUGCAACAAUGUUUUUGGCUUCUAUGGUUGGUAUUCAUGUCUUUGUGACUGGUGGAAUUGGGGGAGUUCACAGACAUGGGGAACAUACUAUGGACAUAUCUUCAGAUCUCACUGAGCUUGGAAGAACACCAGUAGCAGUUAUAUGUGCCGGUGUAAAGUCAAUAUUGGACAUUCCCAGGACCCUUGAAUAUCUAGAAACACAAGGAGUUUGUGUCGCUGCUUACAAAACCAAUGAGUUUCCUGCAUUUUUCACAGAAUCAAGUGGCUGCAAGGUUCCAUGUCGGGUAGAUACCCCUGAAGAUUGUGCUCGUUUAAUAGAAGCAAACAUCAAACUCAAGCUUGGAUCUGGAAUUUUGAUAGGAGUUCCUAUUCCUCAAGAACACUCGACUUCUGGACACAUAAUUGAAUCUUCCAUCAAUAAAGCCCUUAAAGAAGCAAGGGAAAAGAAUAUAUCAGGAAAUGCUGAGACUCCUUUCUUGCUUGCUAGGGUAAAUGAACUCACUGGAGGUGUCUCACUUGCUUCAAACAUUGCUCUUGUGAAGAAUAAUGCCCGUAUUGGUGCUAAAGUUGCUGUAGCCCUUGCUCUGCUUAGAGAAAAUAGUCAAAGGAAACAAGAGAUAGAGUAGCACAACGGAAGAUAGGGUCCGUAUAAAAUGGACCAACAAAAAGAUUGGUUCAAAGUAACCAUGAGAUUUAGCCUUUUGAUUUAUCACAUCCACACCAUUAAACCUUACACUCUUCAUAUGUAAUCCCUUCCCCUCUCUUCACAUAUAAGAGACAGAAAUUGUGAAGACGGGAUCUUGCUUCUAUUGUGAUUAAGAUUGAAGAAGAUUUAUGAUUGUGAAAUAGGAAAGAUGCAGGUUUUCUGAAGGGAGAAUAAAGAUGAGAUAGUAAAACAAGAGAAUAUUAUAUGGUAUUAUCGAGAGUACAUCAUAAGAUUGUGAAGUCUACUUCAUCUAAUGUUUUUCACACAUUUGUCCAUCAUGGACCAAUACAUCUAAUGGUCCAUUCUAUAAGGUUUGAAGGAAUUUUGAAAACAUAAAAUUAUUUGAUUUAAAUGUCUUUA